GAGGCUGGAGAAAAUCUAAUAUCUCAGACACCACCAUGACCCAUUUUUCGGCAGUGGUGCUCGUCCUAGCCUCCUCACUAUUGCACUGCAUCGAGGCCCAGUGGCAAACAUGCGACGCGGGCUUCUCCUUCUCAGCUACCGGCAUGGCAAGGAACAUCACCCACUGCAGGAGGCUCCGAACUCUCGGCGCAGAGCUUGGGAUGAACUACUACAACACCACACCGAACUCGACCGUCGAUGUCGUUUUCAGCGCACGGCUCCCCACGCCUCAAGGGUGGAUCGCUUGGGGCAUCAACCCUGGACGGCACCCUCAAAUGGUCGGCACGAGGGCGCUCAUCGCCUUCAACCGGCCAUCGGGCAUGCCGAUGGUCGGAACCUACAAUGUCACCGCCGACACGAGGCGCGGGUGCAAGCUGGAGCCUUCACCAAUCGAGGUGGGGGUGGUGAACAAGGAGGCGAACUAUUCGGGGGAGACCGGCCGUCUUACGAUGGCGGCGAGGCUGACGCUCCCGCCGGAGUACAACGUGUCAAGGCUCAACCACGUAUGGCAGGUGGGGCCGCGGGUGGCGGACAUGGUGCCAUCGGCGCACGCGAGGACCCUGCAGAAUUUUGACAGCACGGAGACGAUCGAUCUCUCGAGCGGCGUCGGGCAUAGCCGGCGGCACUACAAUUUGGGACUCAGAGAGGCGCAUGGAAUACUAAGUGUAAUAGGGUGGGGUUUUCUGCUGCCGAUUGGAGUAAUAGUCAGCAGGUAUUUCAGGGGUUCUCCUAUCGAUUCAAAGAUGACUUGGUUCUACGUGCAUGUAACAAUACAGAUUGUAGCAUUCUCGAUUGGCGUCACUGCAUGGGGGAUUGGGCUCUCGCUGAUGGAACGCUCCAAGCGAUACAGAGCCUUUAUGGGCCAUCGAAUCAUCGGGAUCUUGGUCGUUUGCUUGGCUUCAUUGCAAAUGAUGGCUUUAUGGCUAAAACCAAAAAGGGCGGACAAGUAUCGGAAAUAUUGGAACAUUUAUCAUCACUUCGUUGGCUAUUCAUUGAUAGCUCUCAUAAUAGUUAACAUCUUCAAAGGCUUUGCCAUCUUAAAACCACCAUCAGGAUGGAAGUGGGCUUAUAUUGGAAUUCUUAUUAGUCUUUCAUGUGUGGCACUUGGGCUAGAAAUCUCAAUCUGGGUUAAAUUCUACUGGAACCAGAAAGCUGAACAACAAAAGGCAAGCAACCUAAGCAAGACAAGCAAGUCAUAGAUUUUCUUUUUUUAUUUAGGAAAAUGUAGGCAUCAGUAAACCAAGUUAAGAAAGGUAUCAUGUUUUAUCUUUUAUUGGUUGCUAUUUGGUAUUUUGUGUUGGGCAUGUUACAUGGGAUCAUAUGGUCCUAGGGUUAAAAGGAUUAGUAAUCAUGAUGCUAGGGUUUUUUUUUAAUGAAAAAAAGGAGGAGUGUUUGUGCUGCCCCUCCUUCCUCAAAAA
This is a messenger RNA of Phoenix dactylifera (date palm), 1457 nucleotides long. RefSeq names its product cytochrome b561 and DOMON domain-containing protein At3g25290-like. The record is from RefSeq and is a predicted model, not a curated record. NCBI's taxonomy places the organism in Eukaryota, Viridiplantae, Streptophyta, Magnoliopsida, Arecales, Arecaceae.